Messenger RNA from Etheostoma spectabile (orangethroat darter), 3439 nucleotides. RefSeq names its product BCL2 associated agonist of cell death b (gene badb). Lineage: Eukaryota; Metazoa; Chordata; Actinopteri; Perciformes; Percidae. Bases 206 to 706 code for a protein of 166 amino acids. The record is from RefSeq and is a predicted model, not a curated record. Gene Ontology annotation, biological process: apoptotic process. The transcript has 4 exons.
CCCAGUCCUGCUCGCAACAGUGACGUCAGCGCGCAGCGGCGGUGCAGUCACGCUCGGCGAUUGGGUGAGCGAAGAGCUAAACUGAAUUGUACAGUAAAAAAAGACAAGACGCCGAUAACAAAAACAACAGCUGCGGCCGCAUGAGGCCAACCAGGGAUACACUCGCACUUUUCGGGUUCCCGCUAUAAAGAUUUCGGAUGUCACGAUGGCUGCACACUUCACUAUUUCCGACAGCGAGUCAGAGACAUCGGAGGAGGUAGAGGAAGGAAAGAAUAAGCAACCAUCAACUGUGCAAGAGCAGCCGCUUUCUCAACGCCACUUCACACUACCUGAGCUCAGAACUCCAGCGACCGGUCGAAUCAGGCUGAACUCGGAGUCCCACGCUUCCACAGUCUCCAGAGACGAGGAGCUCCAGGCUAAGGGGGAAGACGAGGCUGGUACACCCACUGACGGAGCUCCAUUCAGGGGACGGUCCAAGUCGGCUCCCCCGGCUUUGUGGGCGGCCAAGAAAUACGGCCGGCAGCUCCGAAGGAUGAGCGACGAGUUUGACAGCCUGCUAGACAAAGGGGAAAUGAGGAGGGUGAGGAGUGCUGGGACGACCAAACAGAUGCACCACUCUAAAAGCUGGUGGAGCUACCUCUUCAGUCACCAGGAGACAGAGGGAGAGAACAACCACCAUGACAACCAUACACACCGCACUGAAUAGGGACCGAGGUUUGAGGAAUCGCUGGGAAUGAGAAGGCGGCAACGGGGAAGCCAAGAGGACAGUUGUGAUGAGAACAAAAUGACCUGAUCUGAGAAGGGGCGGCAGAAAGGUUGGUUCAGACAGAAAGAGGACGAUCCAACCACUAAGGCAUGGCUGAGUCGAUGGCUAGGUGUCCCAUCCUAGUCAUGACAUUUUUAUGCGCCAUUGGUAACAACUUUUAAAUUAUUUUUGGGUAUUUGUGUUGGUUGUGAUGUUAACAAUAUUGCUGGGCAGCCCACUGUGAAAUGGUAAAAGUCAGUCAGGCACGAGAAUGGACUGUUGGCUAUCUGAACCCCGUAGAAUGGAUGAGAUGAUAGGCCAAGAGGAGGAGGAUAAGCAUAGAAGUUAAGCAGUGACCACGCAGUUAAAAGAUGCUUCAGUUGUCUCUCCCAUCAACACUAUGCAGUAUACUGUAGAUGGAGAGAUAAAUGCACUGAAAUAAAAAAAACGGACUAAUUGAGGCCACCUUGAAUGCUGUUAGAAUAUCCUUCCUCUUCUUUGUGAAGAAAUCCCCGUUGUCGAUGUACUAAUGCUUGUUUUGCUCCAACUGUUUGUGCUUAAACAAAAGCUAAUGGAGACCACUGCGAUUGUGUGCCAAAGUAAUCCGCAAGCAACAGAGGCAAGAGUAUAAAAGCGAAGGAUUUGUUUAAAAGUAUUCUCGGGCCUUUAUCCAACUUCCAGUUCUACUAGUUGAAAGCCAGUACCACUUAAACAGCUGUACUUGACUAUCAUCAAGUGCUUUAUAUCUCAAAUAUAUCAAAAGAAGAACAAUCUUGUACAAGGACAAUCUGAUGAUGCAGAAACACUAUCUUUUGUAAGACUUCAGGGUUAGAUUAUAUCUGAAGAGAAUGACAUUAAACAUACAUAUAAAAGCACAAACCAAUAUGAAUCUAUCUUUUUAAAAGACUUGGAUGAGCAAAAAAAACAAACCGUUGGAACCUUUAUGUGUAAAUAUUUUGUUAACAUUUUAUCAAAUUGCAGGGGUGGGGUAAUACGCUACGUGGUUUAGCCAGAUUUUUAUUAUUAUGAAGUUCCUAUUUUACAAGGUUACCAUGCUGUUUAAUACGGCUGGCCAACCUAGCAAUAGGCAGUGUACAAUCCAUGGUUGUUGUGAUUAAUGUUAUGUGCAUAUUUUAAGAUGUGGGUGGGGGUGAAUUGAACUGCUGUACAAGGAGCCAACACAAUAGCUUGGGCCCAUUUAUUUAGUACCCAGUGCAUAUAGAAGAAGGAUCUAGAGAGUUUAGUCACAGUUAAACACAAGUGGAAGGGAUUUAAACUUGACACAGGAAAAUCUGUUUCCAGCCCUGUUAGGUUGAUAAAACAGCGAGUUAAAAUGUGCGUUGUUUGGGGUUUAAUUAAAUGGGAUCUUUAAUCGGUCAAGCCUCCGGUCUAGGAGUGAUGAUCUGGUGCUAGAUUUGCUUUUUAUGUAUUAUAUUCAGGCUUUUAAGGACUACUUGGAACACACAAUAUGGCAUUCAUGGGAGUUUUUCUUAUCAAUGAUUAUAAACUAAGAUACGCACUUCUACACAGCUUGGUAAAUAUGAUUAGGCUAUUUGUAACGUGUUUAUCAAUAUGUGAUUAUUGAACAUGGUAAUAGGUUUGUUCUACUUGUUUCUUACUCUCUUCCUCUACACGUGUAGGGUUGAGAUGUGAAGUGCAGGGGAGGGGGGGGGGGGGUUAGGCAUGGAACUAAGGGGCUGCAUUUCUAUUGUCUUUACACUCAAACGUUGCUCCACCUUUUUUAUGGUUUAUCCUAAACUUGGUUCAGGAGCAUUUUUUUAGUCAGAAUUGUAGACAAUCUAAAAAGCACCACCUUUCUUUGAAGAUUCAUUCAAGUCUACCAUAUGUUUGGCAACAUGCCCCUAACUGUGUCCAAUUCACUGAAACAUGUGGGUGACUUGUUAAAUUAAAUAAGUAUCUGCUAUGAAGCUACAGUUAAGACUAUACAGUUACAUUUAAGCUACUUAUUUAAAAAAAAAAAAAAAAGUGACUCCGCUGUUUUAGAUCAGAUUUCUAAAUCACACUAACAGGGAAAACAGGAGUGUGUAAUUGUGCCGUCAAAACAAAGCGUUAGUGUUUUAUAUUCUAAUAAGUCACUUCUAGUAGACCUGGACAUGUACAUUGACACAAUUAGUACAGUUGAAUCAGCUGGCAGAGAAUAUGUACAUGGUCUUUAGAGCUUGGGCCCAAAUAUGAAUAUGGAAUUUUAAGAGUACAAUAUCGUCAUGAACUGCCUUGGACAUGCUGUAACCUGUGAUGUGACACCACAUAACCAGUCUUGUCUGUUUACCCAAUUACCGCCUUAAAACUUUACAGUCACCUAUAAAGCUUAAGAAAAAAGCACAAUGGUGGUGCGUUUGCUGUCACAACUGUGAGAAAAAUAUUAUUAUGGCUGGAAGAGCCAUUUCAGAAAAAGAAAGUCAUGUUAUGGUUUUGACUUGAAGCAUUUGUGACAGUGAACACACCCCAGAGGAAAAAAACAACCUGUCUGGGCACCUGGCGUUUUACAACCAUCCGUGAUAUUACUUGAAUCUGGAGGUGUGUGGAGAAAAUGUAAUUCUAAUAUUGCCUUCUUUUUUUUGUUGGAUUCCUUUUGAUUUUUUUUGAUUUUUUUUUUUAAUGACUUUUGUAAAUUUUCUCUACAGCUGUGAAUCUUCUGGUAUAUGCUGUGCUGAAUAAAUACUUUUAAGAGUG